AUGAUGUGGUCAGAGAUCCUGAGAAUAAGCCUGGUGAUUCUGGCCGGGUGGGUGCUCAGCACAGCCGGCUCUGAGCCGGGCUGGACACUCAAGAGAUCCCUGGCUCAGAGGGGACACCUGGACGAGGUGCUGCCGGAAGGAGAACGCUGCUGGCUGGGGACCAAGGUCCGAAGACCCAGAGCUUUCCCCCAGCAUCACCUCUUUGGGGUCUACCCCAGCAGGGCUGGCAGCUCCCCGAGGCCCUACCCUGUGGGAGACCAGGGCGCACAGCACGCAGGACGCAGUGAGCCAGCCGCCGAGGGAAUGGCGGCGAGCGGUGUUGCCCCAGACCCGACAGCAAGGGCGGCAGUGAGGACUGGGGCCCAGCAGCUGGCCGCCCCGAGGGGAGCGGAUGGUCCUACUGGGCAGCUGGAGCUGCCGAGAGAUGAUGAUGCUCAUCUCCACGAUCAAGGGUCCCAGGAGUCCCUCGGCGAGGCUGGGACUCUGGAACGCCCAGCCACCAUCUCUGCACGCAGGGAGGAACCCAAACCAGAGACCCAGAGGAAGGUGCCGGCCAAGACCAGGCGCCGCCGGCAGGUGGUGAAGGGGCAGGCAGAGGGCAGGCGGGAAGACCUCCAUGUCUCUCCUCGGCACUUCCAACCUUGGCCUAAGCGUCCCCGUACGCCCGGGGCCGGAACCAGUCCUUCGGAGGACAGCGCCCAGAACGGCAAAGGGAACCCCCACGGGGAAGCAGAGACCUCGAACCCCCACGGCGGAGCACUGCCCAUCGUGUACUUCUCAGGGAGGCGGGAGAGGCUGCUGCUGCGCCCGGAAGUGCUGGCUGAGGUUCCCCGGGAGGCGUUCACAGUGGAGGCCUGGGUGAAGCCGGAGGGGGGGCAGAGCAGCCUCGCCAUCAUUGCAGGAGUGUUAGAUAACUGCUCCCACACGGUCAGUGACAAGGGCUGGGCCCUGGGGAUCCGCUCAGGGAAGGACGCGCGAAGGCAAGACGCCCGCUUCUUCUUCUCCCUGCGCACAGACCGCAUGAAGAAGGCCACCGUGGUGAUUGGCCACAGUCGCUACCAACCGGGCAUGUGGACACACGUGGCAGCCACUUACGAUGGACGGCGCAUGGCCCUGUACGUGGAUGGCACUCAGGUGGCCAGUAGUCCAGACCAGUCUGGGCCCCUGAACAGCCCCUUCAUGGCAUCGUGCCGUACUUUGCUUCUGGGGGGGGACAGCUCGGAGAACGGGCAUUCUUUCCGUGGGCACCUGGGCACCCUGGUGCUCUGGUCCACGGCCCUCCCCCAAAGCCGCCUCCAGCACGGCUCUCAGCAUCCGAGCGGGGCGGAGGUGCUGAGCACCCUGGUACUGACAGCCAGCUUUGAGCCCCUGGAAGGACAGUGGACCCCCUUUAGAGACGACAAGUACCCCCGGCUCGAGGUUCUCCAGGGCUCGGAGCCCGAGAUCCUCUCACCUUUGCAGCCCCCCCUUUGCGGGCAGACUGCAUGUGACAAUGUGGAGCUGGUCUCCUACUACAAUGGGCACUGGCCCCUGCGGGGAGAGAAGGUGAUCCGCUACCAGGUGGUGAACGUCUGCGACGACGAGGGCCUGAACCCCACAGUGAGCGACGAGCAGAUCAGCCGGCAGCACCAGGCGCUCAACGAGGCCUUCAGCCGCUACAACAUCACCUGGCAGCAGAGCGUCUACCGGCUGCACAACUCCACCCUGCGCCACCGCACCGUGCUCGUCAACUGUGAGCCCAGCAAGAUCGGCAACGACCACUGUGACCCGGAGUGUGAGCACCCACUCACGGGCUACGACGGGGGCGACUGCCGCCUGCAGGGCCGGUGCUACUCCUGGAACCGCAGGGACGGGCUCUGCCACCCCGCGUGCAACAACAUGCUGAACGACUUCGACGACGGGGACUGCUGUGACCCCGAGGCGACCGAUGUGAGCAGGACCUGCUUCGACCCUGACUCACCCAGGAGGGCGUACAUGAGUGUGAAGGAGCUGAAGGAGGCACUGCAGCUCAACAGCACGCACUUCCUCAACGUCUACUUCGCCAGCUCGGUGAGGGAAGACAUCGCGGGCACUGCCACCUGGCCCUGGGAAAAGGAAGCCGUCAGUCACCUGGGUGGCGUGGUCCUCAACCCCAUCUAUUACGGGAUGCCUGGCCAUACCAACACCAUGAUCCACGAGGUGGGGCAUGUCCUGGGACUCUACCAUGUCUUCAAAGGGGUCAGUGAAAGAGAAUCCUGCGAUGACCCCUGCAGGGAGACAGUGGCCUCCAUGGACACAGGAGACCUCUGUGCAGACACUGCCCCCACUCCCAAGAGCAAGCUGUGCCAGGACCCGGAGCCUACCAAUGACACCUGCGGCUUUACCCACUUCCCAGGGGCUCCAUACAACAACUACAUGAGCUAUACAGAUGAUGACUGCACAGACCACUUCACCCCUAACCAAGUGGCGCGAAUGCAUUGCUAUUUGGACCUUGUGUAUCAGCAGUGGAGUCAAAGCCAAAAGCCCACCCCCAUUCCCAUCCCACCCAUGGUCAUCGGGCAGACCAACAAGUCACUCACCAUCCACUGGCUGCCUCCGGUCAGCGGAGUCAUGUAUGACAGGACCACGGGCAGCAUGUGCGGUGCAUGCGCGGAGGACGGGACGCUCCGCCAGUACGUGCAUAAGGCUUCCUCCCGGCGCGUGUGUGACUCCUCGGGCUACUGGACUCCAGAGGAAGCAGUGGGGCCCCCAGACGUGGACCAGCCCUGUGAGCCCAGCUUGCAGGCCUGGAGCCCCGAGCUCCACCUGUACCACAUGAACAUGACCGUCCCCUGCCCCGAGGAAGGCUGCAGCCUGGAGCUGCUCUUCCAGCACCCGGUCCACGCCGACACCCUCACGCUCUGGGUCACCUACCUCUCCAUGGACUCCUCCCAGGCGCUCGUCGACACAGAGAUCUUGCUGGAAAACCAGAAGUCUGUGCACCUGGGCCCCCUGGACACUUUCUGUGACAUCCCUCUCACCAUCAAACUGCACGUCGAUGGGAAGGUCGUGGGGGUGAAGGUCUACACCUUCGAUGAGCGGAUGGAGAUCGACGCUGCUCUGCUGACCUCUCGGCCCCACAGCCCCCUGUGCUCGGGCUGCGUGCCUGUGAGGUACCAGGUUCUCCGGGAGCCCCCCUUUGCCGGCGGCUCAUCCGUCGUGGUGUCGCAUCCCCACAGGAAGUUCACGGACACGGAGGUGGCACCUGGGCAGGUGUAUCAGUACCAAGUUCAAGCUAUCGCUGGAGCAGAACUGGGAGAAGCCUCGCCGCCUCUGAGCCACGUCCACGGAGCCCCUUACUGUGGAGACGGGGAGGUGGCCAGGGACCUGGGAGAGGAGUGUGACGACGGAGACCUGCUGAGCGGGGACGGCUGCUCACGGACCUGCAGCCUGGAGAAAGGCUUCAAGUGCGCAGGAGAGCCCAGCCUGUGCUAUGUGUUUGAGGGAGAUGGCGUAUGUGAGCCCUUCGAGAAGGAAACCAGCCUCGUAGACUGCGGCCUCCACACUCCCGACGGGUACCUGGAUCAGUGGGCUACCCAAGCUUACUCUGCUCAUGAAGACAAGAACAAGUGUCCCGUUUCCUUGGUAACAGGAGAACCUCAUUCCCUGAUGUGCACGUCUUACCAUCCAGAUUUACCGGAGCGCCGUCCCCUUCCUGGCUGGUUCCCCUGUGUCCCCAGUGGGAAUAGAUCUCGGGAUGAAAGCAGUGAGCAGCAAGAAGGUAGCCUGCAGAGAGAGGACAAGGUUUGGCUCAAAGUGUGUUUCAAUAGACCCGGAGUGGCCACGGCAGUUUUCAUUUUCUUCACGUCUGAUGGCCUGGUAUCUGGGAAACGUCAGCGGCCAACGGUGACCGUCCACCUGACCGAUGUCAGUGGAAACAACCACUCUGUUGGGACCUACGAGCUGUCAUGCCAGCACAACCCACUGGUGGUCAACGUGACCCGUCACCUGGAUGUCCUCGCCCACUGCACGGCCUCGGUGUUGCUGAAUUUCUCAUCCCCGCGGGUGGGCGUCUCGGCCGUGGCUCUCAGGACGGCCUCCCCCACGAGUCCGUCGGUUCCCAAUGACUGCGCCCCAGAGCACGAGGGGAAAAAUCAUCAGGGACAGAGCUGUGUCCACGAGCCCCGUGGGGAGCAGAGCAGCUGCGUGCCGUUGCUGCUAGAACACAUGGACGUGGUGAACUGCACCUCUGGGGGCCCGGGUCACAUGAAGUGCGCUGUCACCUGUCAGAGGGGGUUCGCCCUUCAGGCCAGCCGUGGGCCACGCGUCAGGCCCAUGCAGAAGGAAAUUCUGCUCAUGUGCUCCUCGGGGCACUGGGACCGGGCAGUGAGCUGUGUGCCCCUUGACUGUGGCAUUCCUGACCCGUCGUUGGUGAACUACGCCAACUUCUCCUGCCCAGAGGGAACGGGCUUUCAGAAGAACUGCUCCGUCUCCUGUGUCCCGCCAGCCAAGCUUCGAGGACUGAGCCCGGGGCUGACCUGCCUGGAGGACGGGCUGUGGUCUCUCCCCGAAGCCUACUGCAAGCUGGAGUGCGACGCUCCCCCCGCCAUCCCCAACGCCAGCUCGCUCCUGCCCCGCUGCCUCCAGGGCCACCACGACGUGGGCUCCGCCUGCAGAUACGAGUGCAAACCGGGCUACUACGCGGACAGCGCGGGCAGCAGAGUCAGGAGGACCACUUUCCUGAAGAUACAGUGCCUGGAGGAUGGAACCUGGGAGCAAGGCAGCUGCGUCCCGGUGGUCUGCAAGCCGCCCCCUCCUGUCUUUGAAGGCAUGUAUGAAUGUACCAACGGCUUCGAGCUGGGCAGCCAGUGUGUGCUCAACUGUAACCAGGAAGGCGAAAGGCAUCCCAUCGUCUGCACAAAGGAGGGACUGUGGACGGAGGAGUUCCAGUUGUGUGCGAAGCUACAAGGGGAAUGCCCGCCGCCCUCCUCGGAGCUGAAUUCCGUGGAGUACAAGUGUGAACAGGGAUACGGGAUCGGUGCAGUGUGCGUCCCAUCGUGUGCAGUGCCUCCUAAUGACCCCGUGACCCUGCCCGAGAACAUCACUGCAGACACUCUGGAGCACUGGAUGGAGCCUGUCAAAGUGCAGAGUAUUGUGUGCACUGGGCGUCGGCAGUGGCACCCGGACCCCAUCCUGAUCCACUGCAUCCAGUCCUGUGAGCCUUUCCAGGCAGAUGGCUGGUGCGACACCAUCAACAACCGGGCCUACUGUCACUAUGACGGCGGUGACUGCUGCUCGUCCACGCUGUCCUCCAGAAAGGUCAUCCCAUUUGCUGCUGACUGUGACCAGGAUGAAUGCACCUGCCGAGACCCCAAGGCAGAAGAGAACCAGUAA
Molossus molossus (Pallas's mastiff bat) is the source of this 5352-nucleotide messenger RNA. RefSeq names its product pappalysin 2 (gene PAPPA2). Lineage: Eukaryota; Metazoa; Chordata; Mammalia; Chiroptera; Molossidae. The coding region runs from base 1 to 5352 and encodes 1783 amino acids. The record is from RefSeq and is a predicted model, not a curated record. The transcript has 23 exons. Gene Ontology annotation, molecular function: metallopeptidase activity; protein binding.